Messenger RNA from Vidua chalybeata, 5092 nucleotides. It is a transcript of the gene AATF, whose product is annotated as apoptosis antagonizing transcription factor. Lineage: Eukaryota; Metazoa; Chordata; Aves; Passeriformes; Viduidae. Gene Ontology annotation, biological process: regulation of transcription by RNA polymerase II. The coding region runs from base 13 to 1698 and encodes 561 amino acids. The record is from RefSeq and is a predicted model, not a curated record. The transcript is spliced from 12 exons. Gene Ontology annotation, cellular component: nucleus; nucleolus.
GCUUCCCCCAAGAUGGCGGCGCCCUUGGCCCUGCAGCUGCAGGAGCUGCUGGACCCCCGGCCCGGCCCGCGGGACCCCGAGGAUGAUGCGGAGGAAGCUACAGUUGCUAAAGUGAUUGACAGAUUUGAGGAUGAAGCCACGGAUGACAUUUUGCCUGUUGGUAAUAUCAGGAAAAGAGCCUCAGCCUCUCUCCUGGAAGCUGAUAAGAGGUACAGUGGAAAAGCCACAUCUCGGAAAGCUCUGCAGGAAGAGCUCUGGGGAGAUGCUCUGUCUGAAGAAGGAUCUGCUGAAGAAGCACUAGAUGACUGGUACAGUGGCAGUGAAGGCUCAGAAGAGGAGGACAGUGUUGGCACUAAGGGCAGGGAGAAGCCCAGCAGUGCUGGCAGUGAGCAGGAGGAUGACCUGGAGGAUGAUGAAGAGGCCAAGGCACCAAAGUUCAGCUCCCAGAAUAUCACAGACUUUGAGAAGUUUACAGAGGGGAUGGACGAUGCAGGGAGCAGUGAAGGGGAGGAUGAAAAUGAGGAUGAGGAUGAUGCUGACAUGGAAGAAGGAAAUGAGGAGGAGGAGGAGGAGGAAUUUGGGAGUGAAAACCACGAUGAUGGAAAAGAAACCAAAGACAGCGAAGAUGAUGGGGGAGUGCUGACCUUCUCCAGAAGACAGGAGUCUGAAGAAGUGGAGAAGGGCAAAGCUGUGAGGAACCAGCUAGCCCUGUGGGACCAGCUGAUGGAAGGGAGGAUCAAGAUGCAGAAGGUGCUCAUGACAGCCAACAGGCUGCCCCAGCCAGACACCUACCCCAGGUUCAGGAAGGAGGGGGGACAGGACUUUGACAACGCUGUGGAGAACUGUUGUAAAGCCCUGGAGACCUUGCUGAAAGUGCUGGUGGAACUUCAGGAUGAGCUGCUUUAUCAGUACCCAGGCACGAGGCAUCUGGUGGAUGGAAAGCAAGCAAAAACGGAGAGCGAGGAUGAAAUCCUGAGCAGCAGCGAUGAGGAGCCAGUGGAGAAGGCUCAGGAGAAGAGGAGGAGCCUCCCCAAACGGAAGCUGAAGUUUGAGGAGUACCCUGAGUUCAUAGCCAAGCGCUACAAGGACUUCAGGACCUACAGGAACAGCACCCUGCAGAAGUGGCACGACAAGACCAAGCUGGCAACUGGCAAAAUGGGGAAGGGCUUCGGAGCCUUGGAGCGCUCGGUGCUGGCGCAGAUCGAUCACGUCCUGCUGGACAGGGAGCGAUUGCUGCGGCGCACCCAGACCCGCCGCUCCCUCUACACCGUGCUGGGCAAGCAGGAGCAGCAGCCUGCCCCAGCCCCUCAGCCCGGGCCUGGCAACUCGGAAGUCCUCCCCCCCUCAGACUCCAACAGGCACCUGAAGGACAUCGAUGAGGAGAUAUUUGAUGAUGAUGACUUUUACCACCAGCUCCUGCGAGAGCUGAUCGAGCGCAAAACCACGUCCCUGGACCCCAACGACCAGGUGGCCAUGGGCAGGCAGUGGUUGGCCAUCCAGAAGUUACGGAGCAAAAUAAAGAAGAAAGUGGACAGAAAAGCCAGCAAAGGAAGGAGAAUCCGGUACCAUGUCCACAGCAAGCUGGUGAGCUUCAUGGCACCUAUUGACCUCUGCACAAUGAAUGAUGAUGCCAGGACGGAGCUGUACCGGUCGCUGUUUGGAAAAGUCAAGAACGGAGAAGAACCAGAGCAGAAUUAGGAGCUGGGAUUGAGCUCCUGGUGUUCUCCCAGCUGCUUCUGCCCUCAGCUGCUCUCCCAGGAGCAGAGCCAGCUCUCUCCAGCCUCUGGUUUGUCCCUAAAAUCCCCCCUGAAGGAGCACCAAACCCUGCCAAAUCAGAGGGAAGGAAGAGUGAGCCUGGCUGAACACCCCCUGUCCAGCCUGAAAUGCUUCCUCCCAAAGACAAUCUAUUUUUAAUUAUUCCCUUUAAAUUCCUGACCUUGAUUUUGCAGCCUGGGCACAGUGUGGGGGGAGGGACACAAUCCAGCCCCCCCCUGCAGCUGGGUCCCCCACAGCUGUGUUAAAACCUUGGAGAUUUGGGGGCUGGGGGGGGGUUCAGUGCCCUGUUCUGGUGCUUGGCUGCAUAUUGAGUUCAUUUUUCACCAGUCAAGAGGAUUUAAAUGUCAUUUCCAUAAUUAACAUGGCCUUAAAACAGAGGAAGGGUGCUCCUGUGCAGGCACCAGAGCUCCCAGUUCACGUUGUGGCUGCUGAACACACACAGGGACAUUUGCUGGCCCUGACACGGGGAUGUGCCAGGGAAUUGCUGCUGUGGGAAGAGCCUGGGGCCUCCUCCAGCCCAGCACUGAUCCUGCACACUCAGUCCUGCAGCUGCCUGUGACUCUGGGCCAGUCAGGCUGUGACAUCCUGGGCAGGAUGGCAGCACAGGACAGAGGUGACUCCUGUGAGGGCUGGGUGGGGUUUGCAGUAAAUCCCCAUAAAGGGAUCAAUAGGAAUGGGGCUGCUCUGGGGUCACUGAUCCUGGCCGUGGCUUGUCCCACAGAGUUACCCCGGCCCUGGCUGGGGUUUGGGCACUCCAAUUUGUGAGCUGCUUGUCCCGGGUCCCUCCCUGCACGUGGGGACACGUCAGGGUUCCUCCAGAAAGCAAAGCAAGUGCCAGGUGAGGCUUGAUUUGGCUGGAACAGCUUUCAGGGCUGAAUAAAUCCCUGUUCCCUCGCAGAGGAGCAGAGCUGCAGCUCCCAGGGAAGUGCAUCGAUUUCCCUGGGUCCAGCCAGAAAAGCACCUGGAUUUAGGUAUCCACUGAUGACCUGAUGGGAUUUCCAUGACCCCACAUCCAGCAGGGGCCUGGGCACAGGGAAAAGCUGAUUUUUGUCACCUGUGCCAGGUGAGCAGCCCUGGUUUGGCCUGCAGGGAGCUGAGGUUCUGCCAUCCACAGCACCAAACCCCCGGGGUUCAAUUCCCACACCUGUGCCACCCCUCCCGUGUGACACCUGUGUCCUCUGUGCCACCCCUCCCGUGUGACACCUGUGUCCUCUGUGCCACCCCUUCCAUGUGACACCUGUGUCCUCUGUGCCACCCUUCCCAUGUGACACCUGUGUCCUCUGUGCCACCCUUCCCAUGUGACACCUGUGUCCUCUGUGCACCCCUCCCGUGUGACCCCCGUGUCCUCUGUGCACCCCUCCCGUGUGACACCUGUGUCCUCUGUGCACCCCUCCCGUGUGACACCUGUGUCCUCUGUGCCACCCCUCCCGUGUGACACCUGUGUCCUCUGUGCCACCCCUCCCGUGUGACACCUGUGUCCUCUGUGCACCCCUCCCGUGUGACACCUGUGUCCUCUGUGCCACCCCUCCCGUGUGACACCUGUGUCCUCUGUGCACCCCUCCCGUGUGACACCUGUGUCCUCUGUGCACCCCUUCCAUGUGACACCUGUGUCCUCUGUGCACCCCUCCCGUGUGACUCCCGUGUUCUCUGUGCCACCCCUCCCGUGUGACACCUGUGUCCUCUGUGCCACCCCUCCCGUGUGACACCUGUGUCCUCUGUGCACCCCUUCCAUGUGACACCUGUGUCCUCUGUGCACCCCUCCUGUGUGACACCUGUGUCCUCUGUGCACCCCUCCCGUGUGACACCUGUGUCCUCUGUGCACCCCUCCCGUGUGACUCCCGUGUCCUCUGUGCACCCCUCCCGUGUGACACCUGUGUCCUCUGUGCACCCCUCCCGUGUGACACCUGUGUCCUCUGUGCACCCCUCCCGUGUGACACCUGUGUCCUCUGUGCACCCCUCCCGUGUGACACCUGUGUCCUCUGUGCCACCCCUCCCGUGUGACACCUGUGUCCUCUGUGCACCCCUCCCGUGUGACACCUGUGUCCUCUGUGCACCCCUCCCGUGUGACACCUGUGUCCUCUGUGCACCCCUCCCGUGUGACACCUGUGUCCUCUGUGCACCCCUCCCGUGUGACACCCGUGUUCUCUGUGCCACCCCUCCCGUGUGACACCCGUGUUCUCUGUGCCACCCCUCCCGUGUUACUCCCGUGUCCUCUGCAGCCGCAGCUCCGGGGCUCCCGCUGGUUUUUUUUUUUCGGUUCCCUCUCUGGCUGUAAUGUUAAAAGGGUAAUACAAACCUCUUUAAAUGUGAUAACUUCUCGCCGGUAUUGUUUGAGGAGAUAAGAGCCCGAGCAGCGCUUUUGAAUUCACUUAUCAGCGUUUCAGCAGCCGCUUCCCGUCCCCAUCCCUGCCACCACCUGGGCCGGGGACACGGGGACAGCGGGGCUGGGGGAUGCGGCCCCACUGCAGCUCUGACCUUGCAGCGCUGGCUGCGGCAGGGAAAGGGGCCCGACCUGGUGUGGAGGUGCUGCAGGAGCAGCCCCGAGGGGCUCUGGCAGGAACAGGGGGGACAGCGUGUCCCCAGUGUCCCCAGGCUGGCUCAGGGUGAUGGCGUCCAGCACGGGCACAGCUCCCCGAGCGUUCCUGGGCACACGGAAAGAACCAGGGUGACUUCCACCAAGUUUUCCUAAUGCUGCCAAUUAACAGCAGGUGACAUCUUCCCUCCCCGCUCCCCCCGCCCAAUAGAAUAUUAAUUCUUUAUUAAUUCAUGAUACAGCUGCUAAUUAGUACCUCCACCAAUGGGCAUUACACCUUAGCAAAACACUCGGAGGUGUUUUGGGGACUGGGGUGUGCAGAGGGAGGGACAGAGGGUUGUGUUAAUCCUCUCCCCCCAACCCCACCACAGCCAAGAAUUUCAACUUUCAGACAAACAACUUCAUUUACAAGUGUGUCUCUAAUUAGCUGCAGAAUUAGUAAAGCAGAGUUUUCCCCCCAUAGAUCGGCCAAACCCCCGGGGGAGGCUCUGGAAUGGAGAGAAUCGCAUUUCCAAUUAUUUUGUUGAAUUGCUAAUUUAGUUAUUGUGCCUGGCGUAAUUGUGAUGGGUAUUGGGUGUGCAAUUCAAUUUGUUUUAAAUAUUUGUGGGAAGGCUGAUCAGUAAUGGAGCUGACCUAUUUCAUGGCCCAAAUUGAGAGAAGAGACUAAAACAAAAAACAGCUACAAAGCCCCAGUUUGUCUCAGUUUUUAUUUUGAUGUCUCUCAUCCCUCUUAAGACUGUUGAUGCAACAAAAGGUUUACAUUAAAAGAUGAUGGCACUUUGA